This is a messenger RNA of Plasmodium berghei ANKA, 3024 nucleotides long. Its product is annotated as conserved Plasmodium protein, unknown function. NCBI's taxonomy places the organism in Eukaryota, Apicomplexa, Aconoidasida, Haemosporida, Plasmodiidae. The coding region runs from base 1 to 3024 and encodes 1007 amino acids. The transcript is spliced from 3 exons. The record is from RefSeq and is a predicted model, not a curated record.
AUGAAAAAUGACAACAUAAUUCACAAGAAUAACACAUGGGUCUUAAAUAAUAACAAGCAAAACAAUGGUGUCACUAAAAAAAAAAGCCGUAUCGAAUAUUUAACAUUAUUAGGGAAAGAAUCAUAUUUUAAUAACGAAAAUAACUCUCAAAAAGACAAAGGAAAGGAAGCAAUUGACAUGUAUAUUUACACAAGUCAUGGCGUAGAAAAGGUUUCUAUAAAUACAGUCUCAAAUGAUAAAAAAAAUGAAACAAACAAAAGCAAUAGAUAUCAAUAUUUAAAAGAAAAAAUAAAUAGUGUUGUAAAGUACCAAGAAAAAUUAAAAAAUGAGCAAAUUGAAGAACAAUAUAAUUUAGUAAAUCACGAAGAAAAUGAUGUUAAUAAUAUUUUCGUUUUUGAUAGAAAUAAAAACGAAAUUAAUAUAAUAAGUGCCAAUGAAACCUCAAAAAUGAAUAAUCAAAAUGAGAUUGAUGAUGCUACUCCAAUUAUUUUAGCUAAUUGUAAAAAUAUAUCUGAGAUUAAUUCUUCUCAAAAAGUCUCCUUCCUAAGUUGCGACAACAAGAAUGAGGAAAAUGGACACAGUAACAAAAGUAAAAUGAAUAUAUUUUAUGAUAUACCCUCUGAGAAAAAUAAUAAUAUUGAUAAAAUAAUAGAAGAAGUUUUUCAAUCAGGAGAAAUAAUUUCCAAAACAUAUACAAAGCAUAAGAACGAAUUUAAAACAAAUAAUAUUUAUGUGAAUAGGCAGCCAUAUAUCGAAAGCAUUGAUAAAGAUGAAUGCUCACAAGAAAACAAUGGAAUGCAUAAAAAAUAUAAAAAUCAGCAAAAUUCAAAUCUAUUAAUCGACUUAAUUCAAAAGCAAUAUGCGGAUGCGCAAGUUAAUAAGGAACCUAUUGAAUUGGUAUCUAUAAAUAAUAAAGAAAAUAAUAAAAUGAAAAUGGGUAACGAUAAUGAAAGUUUCGAAGAUGGUCCAAGCGAUAAUUGUAAUAAUAGGGGUACAUAUUACGGAACCACUUCAAAAAGUAAACAAAGCCAUAAUUAUGAAAAUAAUUUUAAUGUACAUAAAGAAAUGAAUUCUAUUAACAAUAAAAUAGAAAAUUUGAAUAAAAUAAUUGAAGAAAUAAAUAAUAAAAAACAUAUGAAAAUAAAUAUAUUAAACAAUAAAAUAAGUUUUUUGAACAUUCAAAUGUGUGAAAAUCAAACUAAUAAUAUAAAUAACGAAAUAAAUAUUUUAAAUAGUAAAAUUUAUAGCUUAUAUAAUGAAAAAAUUAAUAAAAUAUAUGAACAAAUAGCACAAAAUAUUCGCAACCUAAAUAAACAAAUAACCAAGGUUACAACAAAUGGUGAAUAUAAUGAACUGAUUAAAAGUUUUAAUAGUAAGAUACGUAAUCAAACAAAUAACAUAAAAAUGAAAAUUAGACAUUUAGAAGAUCAAGUAGAUAAUUAUUUGCUUAUGCAGAAAAGCGAUAAUUUAUUUAAUAAAAUAAAUGAUUACAUAAACAAUCUAAAUAACCAAAUAGGAACCUUUAUCUUAAAAAAUCCAUUUUUACAUCAUAAUGAAAAUAUAAAUAAAAAUUAUAAUGAUAAUAAUAAUGGAACGAAAGAAAUAAUAAAUGUUGAAUUGCAUAAUUAUAGAGACAUACAAAGCACCGAUAUUUCGAGUAAAAAAAAUAUCUUUAUACACAAAUGUAAUGAUAUAAAAUAUGACCAUAAAAAAAAACGUAAGGUAAAUGAAAAUAAUCAGAUAUAUGAUGAUGACAAUAAUGGUAAACAAAGUUUAUCAAUACAAAAAUGCAUUAACGAAUAUAAGCACAUUGAAAAUAAUAAUAGUACAUAUAAAAAACAUACUAUACAAAAUGCACGCUCUGUAUAUUCGGAUAAAAAUAAGAACAAUGAUUAUAAUAAAUUAUAUAACGAUGAAAAAUUUUUGUAUUUAAAAAAUAAAUUGAUUGAAUUAAAAACAUCAAAAAUGAAACAAAAGUUACUGAAUAUUAAAAAUAGUGUAAAUAAACAAGAAAAUAUGAAUAUUGUAGAAAAGGAAGACGCUUUAGAUUAUAUAAGCAAUGCAAAUAAAAACGAAUGUGUAGUACAAAUAAGAAAUAACAAACAAUUUAGUUACAUUAACACAGAUAAUAAUUUAAAACACUUUGAUUCUCAAAAUGACGGCAAUAAUAAUAGAAUUAGUAACCAUAAAAGUAGUAAUACUAGCGAUAGUAACAAGAUUGAAGAGGGUGGCAUAAAUUGUGGAGUUCAAUGCUCUCAAAAUAUAUCAACUCAAGUUCCAUAUGAAAAAUGUCAUAAUUAUCAAGAAUAUAGUAAACAACAUAAAGAUAUACAAAAUCAUAAUAUAUAUAACUAUGUGUCUAAUAACGAAAAAAAACCUCAUGAUAUUAUGUCUAUGUUUAAAAAAAUCCUACAUAAAAGUGGUAAACAUAAAACCCAUGAAAUUUGCACCAACGAAAAACCUGUUGAAGAAAAUGAAAUUAAGAUGGACGCAUCUGACGGAACCCCCGAACUAAAUAAUUUACAACAAAAUUAUAAUUUUCGCGCAAAUGAAAAUCCAGAUGUAAAUAUUAUUCCACCUCAACUUAAUACUAGUAACAAUUUCGAAAAAAAUAUUCAAAAUGGAUAUAUCGAAAAAAAUUGCGAUAGUACCAGCAAUUGGAGUCUUGGGUAUAUUAUUCCAACUGUUUCCACCCCAAGCAAUAAUAACAAUGGAAAUAGUGAAAAUUUCAAUUUAAGUAGUGGCUAUCCAAAACAAACAAUGGUAGCAAAUACCUUUACUCUGGAUCAAAUUUACAAAUAUACUGGUAAUUAUCAUAAUGACACCAAUACACAAUAUAAACGAAACGAUGAUCAAAUCGUUUUAGAUGAAACUAAUAAGGAGAAUCAUGGAAAUCGCGGUUUGAAUUCAAACAAAGAAACCAUUAAAAAUAAUUUGAAACAUAAAUAUAAUAUUAUAAAGUCUGAAAAGACAGCACAUAAUAAAUAUAUUUAUUAUAACUAUAAUAAUAAUGCAUAUCGUUGA